UCCGCUGCUCUGUGUGUCUGCAUCAUGUCCUCCGUUCUCUCUGGCAACCUCGGCCGGGUGUUGUGCAUCAUCACCGGGGCCUCCAGAGGCUUUGGCCGGACUGUAGCCAGGGAGAUGUCGGUGUUGGUGAAGCCCGGCUCGGUGCUCGUUCUGACGGCUCGCUCCGGGAACGAGCUGCGGACUCUGCAGACGGAGCUGACUGAGUCGGAGGCGGGCAUGGCGGGUCUGAGAGUGGAGACUGUGGUGGCAGACAUGGCUCAGAUGGAGGGACUACAAAACGUCGUCAGAACAUCUGAAGAAGCUUUUGGUGAAGGCAUAGAUCACCUGAUGCUGAUCAACAACGCCGCCUCUCUGGGUGACGUGUCCCGCUGCGUUACAAGUUUCACUAACAUGGCUGAAGUGGACUCCUACUUGUCCCUGAACGUCAGCUCCUCCCUGUGCCUCACCGCCAGGGUGCUGCAGGCCUUUCCACAGCGUCCAGGUCUGCGUCGCACCGUGGUUAAUGUCACUUCACUGUGUGCCCUGCAACCUUUCCGCUCCUGGGUGCUGUACUGCACUGGUAAGGCCGCCCGAGAGAUGAUGUUCAAGGUGCUGGCAGAAGAGGAGCCAGACAUCCGGGUGCUCAACUACUCUCCAGGCCCUCUGGACACAGCCAUGCAAGUGGAGGCCAGAACGAACACAGCUGAUCCCAGCAUCAGGAAGUCUUUUGUCGACAUGUUUGAUCAGGGCCAGCUGCUCACCUGUGAGGCGUCCUGUGCCAAGCUGAUGAAACUGCUGCUGGAGGACAACUACACAUCAGGAGCUCACAUUGACGUCUAUGAUGUGUAGACUAUGUGUGGGCUCUGUUAAAGAAAUGUACCCGUAGUCCUCAUGUGAAGUUUGCUGUAGUGGGUGUUUAUCGGUAUUCCGGUAUACAGUGGGCUUACCAACACAGAGCCUGAGUCUGUGAUGGUAAACCGACCCAGAACAUCUGCAGUGUCACACAUUUUAUAAUACCCUAUAAAAUGUGUGACACUGCAGAUGUUCUGGGGGUCAGUGGGUAGGGAGGGCCUGUAUGUUAAUACAGACGCGAAUGGUGGUUAGUUAGUAUACCUUUGCUGAUCAAAUGACAGGAGGUUAGAGGACAAUGAACAACAGGUUGUGGAAUCGGGGGUCUGUGACAGGAGGUAGGGGAACACAUGACAACCGGGGGUGGAAUCAAAGGCCUGGUGACUAUCAAAAGAAAAGAGAAUGACUUUGUUCAUCAUCAAAAGAAUAACUUUCUUCAUCAGCUCUAUCCGACAUCUAGCUUUGAGUAUACAUUUACAAUAAAAGUGAAAAGCUUGCUGUAGAACUUUUAAUAUUGAUAGAUAACGCAAACACGAAGAGCACUUUUAAUUCCAACAAUACUGAUCCUUUAUCCCAAGCUGUUACAUAUGAUGUGUAACUAAUCAGGUAUGCUGACUAUGCAGCAUAUGCACUGUGAAAGUACUCACUUUGUACUGCAGUGGACAUUGGAGGCCACAGAGUUGUGACUACAAGUAGAAAGAGGUGGAUGCAUCAGAGUCAAAGUUGCACAUUUACAUUCAUUUAAAUCUGGGAUUAGUUUCAACAAACAAGAUGAGUUAUUGGCCAAAACAAUAAUUGAUUCCUCUUAAACAUUCCUCAAUUAAAGUUUACUCAUUGUAUGGCCAGGGCCAAACUGGGAUAAUAAUGUGAAUCUAGCAUUAUCUCAGGCCGAUAUCCGUACAGUCACCACAUGCACAAUGGACUGUUUAUAAAGAUAGAUGAUGCAUCAACACUUCCUCUCACUGUACAAAAAUGGGAAAUACCAGAAAACGCAUUUAAGAAAAUUGUAUUUUAGGUGAACUUAGAUUUUCUUUUCAAAAUUUGGCCCAUGUCCCAUCUGCAGACAUGGAGGGGCCAGGGUUUAUGUUCUACAAACUGUUUAUAAAAAAUGGAUGUAGCUGGCUUGUCUAAAAAGUGAAGGAAAUAUAAACCUGCAUUCUUUUUAACAGCCAGCAGGGAGCAGCUCCUUCAGGUGCAAAAAGAAGUCAGAAUGUAUGUAAGUCUCUGAGAAAAUUGUCCUACUUCUCACUUAAUUUUUUACCUUAAUAACCCUUUAAAAAAAAAAAUUCCGGUCUCAGGUGUUAGUUUCAAGACCUUUUGAAUAGAGCAUGAUGUUCACUUUGUCCAUGAUGGUCCCAUUUAGAGUGAAAUAAACAAUUAAACAGGGUAUGUUUUAGGGAAGGUCCUAAAAAGAACUUGUCUUCAAGUUCUGGCCUAGCUCCAUCCCUCGUCUAUUACCUUAUUCCAAACUCAAGGCUUCAAAAAAGUAGUCCACAAAGCAAUGGCUGAUUCAAUGUCGCUACGUCCAUCUUUAAUAUACAGUCUGUGUUUUAUUGCAACCAGCCAGUUGUCCCUCUGUCACGACUGUACAGAUUCUGAUUUCAAAUGAUAUCACCACCACAAGAUGGAAGCACCCAGAAGUGACCCUGGUUAUGUUUGGGUCACGUCUGAGGGAUAGACUCCAGCCCCCCACAACCCAAGUGAGGAUUAAGCGGUGUAUAGAUAAUCAAUGGAUAUAACCAUACAGACCUCUCUUUCCAAUGUAGCAUGACCAAGUGUUGGUGCCGUUAAUCCCUUUUUAAAUAUAGAAUUAACAGGAGAAGGGUAUUUGUGAUAUUUUAACAUCCCACGGGCACUAAUGCUAGCAUUUCAUUUGAUUAAGUGUGCCCCUUUCUUAUGAACAUCUCUGAAACAGCAUUUCGUUUCCUUGUCCUGCAGCUGCAAAAGCCUGUAAAAGGUCUUCUUCGAGCUACAGACAGGAAGUAGAGGGAGAGAAAAAGUGUGAGGCAUGCAGCAAAGACCCCAGGCAAGAAACAUUACCACUAGACUGCCAUGAACAGUGAAGGCUUGUAUGAGAUAUCAAAACUGUAAAACAGAAACUAGAAUAUAAGUUCUAAAAUGUAGAUUAAAAAAAACUAAACCUGUAAACAAGAAACCAGAAGCAAACCAAAUAAAGAUUAUAUUGUAAACCAAAACUAAGAAAUUAGUCUUCUCAGCAGACUUUCGUGGCCAAGAAAAGUAGUAGCAGACUUUGACUUUAAAGGCAGAUAUGUAGGCACUUCCUUUCACUUUAGCUCUAUUCAGGACUUCCUGCUGUGUUUGUGCAUCAUCAAAGGAACGUAUGUACAAAUCAUAGCACCUCCAAAGUCCAGCUUUACAUGAUGAAUUAGAAAGGUGUGGAUGAUGGUGAGUUUCUUCCUACAAUCUCUCCACAUAACAGUUAUAAGUUUUAAACACUGUUUGUCUUGUGGACUUAAGUGGAUGGUAAAACUGAUGCCAUGUGUACCGUUGGUGACACAUGGAUAUGGAAACCAUGAAUUGGCCUUAAUAGCAGCAACUACCUGCCGUUGUAUGUCUCAGGAAGGAUACAAUCGAAGCUUUACGCUUUCUCUGUGUUUACAUGUUCAGGUGAUGUCCUUUGAUAUUUUAGUUGUUGUAUCCUGAGCCUUUCAUUUCUUUGUGAUAUCUGGUAAUUAGAGGAAGUGUUCUAUGAAUAUUUAGAUGAGUAAACAGUGAUUGAUACUACUACUUCUAAUCCUGACCAUUUCAGUAUGGAAUGGAAAAAUGUUCCACAUCGUCUGUUACACUCAGAUACUUUUUCUCACACAUUCCUCAAUAUUUGGUUUAAUAAUUUUAUGUAAAUGUUUAAUAAGAGUCGUGGCUUUGUAUGUGCUUACCUCAGGCUAAUAUCCAAAUCAGUUUUGUAAACGUGAUGCUGCCUAUAUAUUACAGAAAUAAAUAAAUGAGAACAACA
Messenger RNA from Stegastes partitus (bicolor damselfish), 3802 nucleotides. Its product is annotated as sepiapterin reductase. NCBI's taxonomy places the organism in Eukaryota, Metazoa, Chordata, Actinopteri, Pomacentridae. The transcript is spliced from 3 exons. The record is from RefSeq and is a predicted model, not a curated record. Gene Ontology annotation, biological process: tetrahydrobiopterin biosynthetic process. Gene Ontology annotation, molecular function: sepiapterin reductase (NADP+) activity. Bases 25 to 828 code for a protein of 267 amino acids.